AUGAACGCCCAUCCCCAAUUCGACCCAGCCAUGGGUCUAGGGAGAACAGACGACAACUUCGAUAUCUUCGAAUGGUACCCCCGGUAUCAAAGCUGUCAACGAUAUUUCCUCGAUCACGCCCAACACAGCGUCCCCGUCCAAGCCCUCUCCGCAUUCUUGAACAUCCGCCUCCCCUUCCAGCGCCAACCCUCAAUCUCAACCUCCUCUCCAUCCCCCACAGCUCCCACAGGUCCCCCCUCCGUCUCGCUACUUCCCUACAUCCGCCGCCUCGUCGCAACCGGCAUGGACUUCCCGGGCGUUCUACACGGCUUCUUCGGCGACGACUGA
This is a messenger RNA of Penicillium salamii, 327 nucleotides long. The record is from the annotation of a GenBank genome assembly. NCBI's taxonomy places the organism in Eukaryota, Fungi, Ascomycota, Eurotiomycetes, Eurotiales, Aspergillaceae.